This is a messenger RNA of Cataglyphis hispanica, 4407 nucleotides long. RefSeq lists its product as uncharacterized. Lineage: Eukaryota; Metazoa; Arthropoda; Insecta; Hymenoptera; Formicidae. The transcript has 8 exons. Bases 629 to 2491 code for a protein of 620 amino acids. The record is from RefSeq and is a predicted model, not a curated record.
GUCGUAGAGUUAUACACGCGACGUCGCGAUCGCGAUUAUACAUUCCCUCUCCCUUCUCCAGUCUACCUGAAUCUGUCGUAGCGAGCGCUGCCGUUGCUGUGCGCCGCGACGCUGCGAUCGAGCGAACGAAUCCGACGAGAGCAGAGCUAGUCAGCUUGUCACCUAGCGAGAGCUGGGAGCCAGUCGUGGGGUCAGUUAGUAGAUAUAUUAUGUCAAAGCGAGACGCGGCGGUCUAUCGAGCGUGAGCGACCGCGUAUUUUAUCCAUAUAUACUCUUAUAUACUCGCACGCGGGAGUGUCGUUCGGUUAACGACUUUUCGUACGACUUUCGCAAGUGCAAUCAGCCGGAUGCAAACGUUUGAAACGCGCGUUCGCCGUGGCCGUCACCGGCCGUUGAACAUCUCACUCAUGGCUAAACACGUCCCAUAGGCUGCCAGUAAUAUCCUGGAUGCGAAUGUGUGUUCUUCGCGGUAUCGUCCUCGCCGCGUCCCUUUUCCCGAAAACGUCGCUAUGCUGACGCUGCAACAUCAAUUGGAACAGACAAUAGCUCGAAAAUGGGGUUGAAACGACGGCGUAACAAAUUGAGCGAGACGUCGAUGAAGUAAAUCAGCUUAGAUUCCGUAAAGAAGAUGAUGACUACCAUGGCCCGGUUGCCUUGCAAGCAAUCGUCUUCGCCCUCGCAGCAACCGAGAGUAAACAAUUUUGGAAACAGUCGGAAUCCUUACUGGGACAUGCAGCAAGCUAGACAUCCUGCACCGCCGUAUGUCAGAAAUCAUCAUCGGCAUACCGAUCAUACAGGAAAACGGAAGAGUGCCGUGGAACUGCUGCAAGAGACGAAAGCCUUUUAUGUGAAGAGCGAGACUGUACUGGAUCGGAAGCAGGAACUGAAAAACAGCGGCCACCUACAGGUUUCGCAGCUGAGCGCUCCCGGUGCACCACCUCCCAGAUUAUUGCGAAAAUGUACCGGCAAUUCGUCCGCCUGUCCGAUGCAGCCGACGUCGCCGUCGCAGUUACAGCCAACCCCCAUGACGCCGCCCUGUUGCUGGGCUUCGUGUCACGAACAAGACAGACUAGACGGAAUUCUGAGUCCUCAACAAACACUGCCACCCGCGCUGCCACCGAAAAGUCCACGUUUAGUUCCAGUUCCCCAAAGACGGACGAUUUCAGGACCCCCGAGCAGUACCGGAGGCGAUCAAUUGCAAACGAAGUUACGUCGUCUAUUAAACACUGACAGCAAGGAAAACGUAUUUUUUUCUGACAGUCCGCCGCAGAGUUCGACACAAAGCAACGGUGUGCCCACAACACGAGAAGAAAAAUUUCGAUAUUCGCCUGGCAGUCUAUCGCCUGGCUGUCGAGAUGAGGAUCGUAUAUUGCAUUGCGCGCCGCAGGAUGUUCGCUUCAAGUUCGGCAGAAGCAACUCACACUCGCAUACUUCCGGAAGAUCCAGUCGCAAGUCAAACAGCUCUCCAUCGGUGGAGAAUACGAUAUGCCACAAGUCUUUGCCGGAUCUCCACACAAGCACACGUCGUCGGGCAUCACUCUCACCGCGUGCAUCUACGAAAUUAUCAGCGAAGCCAUCUGCCCAUCAUCAAGCUACAAACACGAGCAAUUGUCCGGAUUAUGAAACUAGUUCGGAUUAUUCGGAUCACAGUUUUAAACGUGAUUCCGUUUGCUAUCGCAGUUCCCGCCAUAUUAGACGAUCUUUGGGAUCUGGUGGUGGUGAUGCGAGCAGUGUAUUAUCCUCAGGUGGACGAACGCAAAAAUCAUCUGGUUCUAGUAAAUUAAGCCACGGCGCAACAGCCAGGGACUCUGGUGGUUCCUCUGGACACUGUACUCAUCGUAGCGAACCAGCACCCAGGAUACAGGAUUGUUGGACUCAUAUACGCAGAGAUAGUGGAGCAUCCACGCAACAUUCCACCGAGAAAGAUCGAUCGAGGAAAGGUAGUUACAUUGGUGGUACACUGCCACCGGUUGUAAGACACUAUAGCCCGGAUUCUGAAAGUAGUAAUAGUCAAACGGACUACAGUCCGACCUGUAAUUCAAGAUUUUCCGACGGUUGGAAGGAAGGUCGCGGUCGACCAAUUCUAAGAUCAAAAUCGGAUAUCAGUGAUCGAUAUUGGCGCCAGGAUAACGGCCGUUCCAGCAAAGUAUCAUCCCGCCCUCCGCGAUCGAUAACUCAGCUUGAGAAUUUCUUUGACCGUUUAGGACUGGAUUCGGAUAACUAUCAGCGUAUAACGGAACCCGAUUCGAAAUCUUCAUCACCCAUAUUCUUCGACAGUGUCAGCUCUGUAGAUUCGGCAUUGGGUCUCUAUUCCUGGGUCAGUAAUAAUCAGACAAACCAGAGUAAUCAGUGGCAAAACAACUGCAGCAUUGGUAUGGGUAAUGACGAAUGCAAUCAAAGGGUAAAUGAUCCGCCGAGUAUUGUCGAACGAAACGCGCGUAUUAUCAAAUGGCUUUGCCAGUGUCGUAAAGUGCAGUUAGGAUACAGCUAAACAACGAGUUUUUCAACGUGGGUAAAUCUUUCAUUUCCAGUAACAAUAUAUUCGAAUCUCAACGAUAUAAUGCGCUUUUGCCUUCUACAAAUGAUAUAUCAGAUACUUCGCAUUCAUACAUUUCUCGUAAAUAUGGAAUUGAUUAACGCUUUUUAUUCUUUUUUUUAUUAUUUGUAUAAUUUAACGAUUUUUGUUAAUCCUGUAUUAGCUGUUUGUAAAAGUACGAUUAUUGUUUUAAUUUAUUGUCCUUAAUAAUAGAAAUGAAUUUGUGCCAUUUUACAAUUAAUUGUUAUGGUUAUAUGUUGUGCCUUUCGUCAAACUGUGGUUAUAAAUUCAGGGUAAAGUUUUUGGAACAUAUUUACGUGAUAUGCGGGUUGUCGUACAUUAAUUUUUAUAUUAAAAUCUGUAUAGAAAAAUUUUUGGUGAUGUCUAAUAUUUUUGCGAAGGUACAUUGAAAAAUAUUUGUUUAUAUAUAAUAUAUUUCUCGGAAAAAAUCGUUAUUAGGUUUUAACAUUAUUAAUCUUGUAAUUAGUCUAUAGUAUGUUAUGCGAAUAUUUUUUCUAUUUCGAGAGCAAAGCAAUAUUAGAUUAUUACAAAAUAUUAGUAAUUGUGUAUAAGAAAGAGAGAGAAGUUGGAAUUUAUUAAAUUUUAAUAUAAAAAGAUAUAAAUUUGACGACAUAUAUAUGUGCUGUAUCUCAUUUUUGAUCUUGAAAAUGAUGAUUUGGUUUACUAGAAAAAGUACUCAGAUGAAAAAUAUUUACCUCGAUUUUAGGAGAACGUACAGAUCUAAUUUCGUAAAAAAAAAAAGAAAAAAUUAAAAAAUGUUGCCUUUAUAUAUAUAUAUACUCUUGAUAGUUUCUAAAAAUCAUAUUUAAAAUGAAACAGUUCAAUUGAUGUUAAUAUUUCAUGAAAUUUAGAUAAUCAAUAAGUUAUAUAAAUAACUUGAUGUUAAACAAUAGACAAAAGAAUGAUUCCAAUUUUGUAGUUUAGUAGGAAUUGAUGUGAUUUAUAUUAAUAUUGAAUAAAAUGAAAACUCAUUUAACAUUAUUCUAUUUUAAUAAUAAUCUACAAAAGUUUGUGCUAGCUUCACUAUACAUUAAGCUUUACGCUCAUCAAUUUUUAUUUUACUAUUAUGCACACAAUGUAAAUCGUACAAAAAAAUAUAAUAUCUAUAUAUCUAUAUAUAUACAUAUAUUUUUUAAAUUUACUUGAAAAAUCUGAUAAUAUGCUAUCUUUAGACUGAACUCUAUAAGUUACAAAAACUACUAUGAAUUUUAAUGCAAGCUGAAUUUUGGUUUUGUUUUACCAAUAUUAUUGGAUAAAAAUUUGUUAUUGUACUUACAAUGUAAAUAUAUAAUGUAGACUUUGUUGCAUUGAUUUGGUAAAUUGUAAACUAAUUAAUUUAGCCAUGUUUGAUUAUGAUAAUCAAUCUUUUAUAUUUUGUAUUUCGAAAAUCACGCGUGUGUGCGUAACUAUUAUAUUUUAAUAAUGAAUUAAUUUCUAUAUUUUUACCGGCAGAGAGUUGUACUUAUAGCUCUUUAGUUAUUUAAUUUUAAUUUCUUUUUUAUAAUAAAUAUUUAAUCACACACAAUUAAUAUGUGAUGAUAAUGCACAUUUUGUGUAAUAUUUUACACAUGUGCAUAGAUUAUUCUUCUGAUUGAAUAUCAAUGUAUUAAAAUAUAUAGAAUUUAAUAUGUAACUAUAUUUUAUGAAUAAGAAAAUUUGUCGGUUUGCAUUGCCUGUUUUUUAUUUUAAAAACAUUUUACUUUUGUCAUGUUAUAAUAAACAAAAAACUAAUGAUUUUUGCAUAAUCCACUUAUAAUUGUAUAAUUCUAUCCUACAACAUGGUAGUGUAGGAAAUUUUGGAUGUUUACAACAAGAUGUUACAUGAUUUUAUAUAUAUAUAUAUAUAUAUA